GUAAGAGUUUGACAGAUGUCGAAACGACUCCUGUCGAGACUGCGAGCCCGAUCUCGUUCGCCUAUCUAUGUCGCAUCCGAAGACAUUUUCUUGACGACGCCGCGGGACGCAGGCGUCGCGACGUCGGAACUGCCUGCUCGCGGGGAAUUCCCCUGUAUCGACGCUCCAGUCGAGACGCGAACCGUGUUUGGCGAACAAGUUGUGACGUCGUCCUCCGCGUCACGACGACCACCGCUUUCAGCUGCGACGUAUUGUGACAACGCGGGCGACAUGUCUAGGCAGCAGCCGAGCAGCUCUAGAAAACCAGAAACUACCACGAAGCCCAGCAUGGCCGACAAGAGGAGGGUGCCCAGUUUCCGAUCGAAAUCUAGAGCAGAAACGAGUAGUUUGGGCGGAAGCAGCAGAACAGACGGUGGUCGUCUCAGGGGGGACGGCGGUGGGGGCAGCAGUGACGAUGAUACAUUCAACAGGGAAAAUUCGGACUUGAGGAUGAAGCUACAAGAAGAAGCAUCGCUUUACAAGCGAAGACUAGACCAAUAUAGACAGGCGCAGUCUAAUCAAGCCUCCCUAAUCAGCAGACUUCAAGCUAAGGUUCUCCAGUACAAGAAAAGGUGCACAGAGCUGGAGGCGCAAAUGGCAAACAAUAUAUUUCCUUCAGACCAACCAGCAUCUCUAUCCAGUCGAGCAGGUUUGGGCAUUUCUGGUCCAAGCAGCGCCUUGGAACAAGCCCAGAUGCAUUUGAGAGAGAGCCGAGAAGAGAGAAUAUCAGACUUGGACACUGCUUUGCGAAAACUCGAAGAAGAAAGAAAAAAGUGCGAGGCAUUGAUGAAACUGAACAACAACCUCAGGGAGCAACUCGAAGAGUCACAUCAGACCAAUGAAGCCUUAACCGUCGAUCUACAGAAGCUGACGAAUGAUUGGGAAGUUUUGCGUGAAGAGAUGCUGAUGAAGGAAGACGAGUGGAGAGAGGAGGAACAGGUUUUCAACGACUACUACAGCUCCGAGCACAACAAGCUUCUCAAUCUUUGGAAGGAUGUUGUCACGAUGAAGAGGUUGUUCCUGGACGUUCAAUCUAACACGGAAAGGGACCUGCACAAGUUGAGGUCUGAUGUAGAGGGGGUUGGAAAAGAUGUAGCAUUGGCUUGUGAUAAGAUGGAGACCAAGGUUGGCAGCAAAAUGAUUUUCGACCAAGAGAAAUGUCAUCAGGAACAAGCUGCCUCUAAACUCAGGGAAGAAAUCGACGACUUAAAACAACAGAAUGAAUCUUACAGAAGCGAACUAGCCCUCAGGGAUGAGAGAAUGCAAGAACUGCUCAAGGAUAUCCAAACUUUGGAGGAAAGAUGCGCGGAAAUGGACCAAGGCGUAUCCCAAGUGGGUAAGAUGCAGGAAGAGAUCGACAUCCUUCAAGGCGCCCUCAGAGACAUUGCCCACGCCCUCAUUCAGGAUGCAGAAGUUGUGGAACCGGAACUAUUGAUGCCUUCACAUAUUCACCUCAGUGCCUCUACCUCAGUGCCUCAAAAAUCUCCGAAAAGAAUGGCCCACGGCAUGGCCUCGACAGCUGCCUUCGCUGAAAGCACUAUAUCGGCCGUACAAGCGGCUUUACACAAGUAUCAAUCUUUUAUACAUGGACUACAGGUGAAACUCCAAUCGAAUAAGGAGCAACUUGUCUUAGUCCGCAAACAAUACGAAAACUCCGAAGAGAACGUGCAGGAACUGGAGAAACGGGCGAAGGAACUGAUCGCUCAGCUCGAUGCCAGUCGAGCUCAGUGUUCUCAACUCACCCAAGAUAGGGAGAUCCUUCAGAAAUCUCUGGAAGCUACCAAGCUAGAAAAAAACAGUCUGGAUAAGACACGAAUAGAAUUGGCAGCAACGCUGGAGAAUCUCAGCAGUGAUUACCAGAAACUUCAGAAGACAGCCCAAAUCUUGCAGAAAGAAUCGGAGACCCUUCAGGAUGAGAAGAUUUUCUUGCAGUCUGAAAUUGACAGAUUGAACCAGAAUAUCGAGAUGGGGGAGAUGAACAUGAGGUCUGAGGAAGACAGAAGCAGCAGGUUAAGAGAAGAGCUACUGACUGUCAGAGAAGAAUUAAACAAACUCUACCUGUCCCACGAUAUGUUGGAGCAGCAGAAGUUGGAAGCAGACAUUCUCAUAUCUUCUCUGGAAAAAACUAAAGCUGAGUAUGAGCUUCAACUAGACAGACUGAUGGGUGACAAAUCGGAAGUCCACGACUCCUUGUUGAAAAAACAAAAUAUCGCCGCGAUCUUGGAAUCAGAUAAGGUUAAACUUCAGGAAGAAUUAAAAAAGAUGCAAGACGAGAAAACUGCAUUGCAGCUGCAAUGUAAUGAUCAUCAAAAUGACAUACAAUCACUGAGAAAAGAACUGUUGCAAGCGGAGCAGCAGAGACUCGAUCUGGAGUCAGAUAAAGUAUCUUUAACAGAAAAGUGCAAAUUUUUGGAAAUGGACAAAGGAAAGAUAGAAAUAGAGCUUAACCAAGUUACGAGGGAACGGAACGAUCUAAGCAACCAGCUAACAGUUCUUGGGCGUAAGAGGGAUGCGAUAAACGAAGAGGUCAUGAGACUGAAACAGAAAUUAGAACAGUCGAACGAAACGAACGCAAGAGUGAAUAGGAAUUUAGAAGAGUUGGUUAAGGAAUGCGAAGAAAAGCAGUGCACGAUCGACUCUAUGGACAAGGAGAUCCAAAGGAUCCAGGAACUGCUGGCGUCGAUGAGAUCGGAGAAGGAGGCUUUGGAAGCUGUCCUGUUCGAUACCCAGACAAACCUGGAAGCAUCGGAAAUCAAGAAGACGCAAUUAGACAAAGAGCUGCAAGAACAAAUGGUCAAACAGGAACAACUUAAAUCCCAGGUGAACCGCCUGACAAAGGAGCUGGAGAGAUCGGAAAAGAAGUCCAUGGAGAUGAAGAACACCAUGAUGCAGCAGGUCGGCAGCAAAGAGACCGAAUUCAGACAGAGUAUCGAGGUUUUGAAACAGCAGAACGAGGAGAACGUGAAGAAGUUGACGGAGGAAAGGGAUAAAAUAAAGAAAAAUUUGGAAAAACGGAUGCAGCAGUCAUUGCAACAGCUUGGUAGCGAGAAAGAUGCCGAGAUUCAGCAGCUUUUGGACAGGGUAGAGAGCUUACAGAAUCAUAUCGAUAAUCUUUGUCAACAGCACGAAGAACUUAUGCUUCGGGCCGAAAACGACAAGCAACAGGCUCUCCUUCUUGCUCAUCACGACCAUCAGGCCCUUCACGAUCGUUACGAGGCAGUUCGUAGAGAACUAGAGGGCGAGAAAGAAACGCUGGAACGAUUCAAGAGAGAAGCUAACAGUCGUUUGGAACAAGACAGAAUCAACAUCAAUCAGCUGAAAGAAGAACUGAACAAAUACAAGACUAAACUGGAAGAGGCCAAAGCGAGAACUGAAGAGGAAAAACUCAAACUAGAGCAGAAGAUUGAGGAGGUUCGGCACGAGAAGGAAGUAGCCGCAGGAGAGGUAGAAAACUUGAAGAUCCAAUUGAACCUUACUGAAAACAAAUGCAGCACCGUGACUGAUCAGCUUCACGAAACAAUUCGAAAGCUCAAAGAAGUAGAGAACCAUUCGGAGAGUCUGAGGAAAGAUCUGACGGAUGUUCGCAGGCAGCUAGCGGACAGUACUUUUGAGAAAGAGAAGUAUCACACAACAAACAAAGAACUGAGGGACUACAUAAAGAAAACGGAAAGCGAGAAGAGAGACCAGGCAAGACAACUCGAAGAGUACUCCAUGAAAAUAUCGAGUCUAGAAGAAAUGAAGUCAUCUAUAGAGAGCGAACGGAAUCGUUUCCAAAACCAGGUUAGAGACCUUGAAAAGGAUUUAACUCAAUCGGAACAUAAUAUCCUGAGCUUGAAGGAAGAGAUCCAAAAGGCACAGAACGCUGGAUCACAGCAGCAGGCGGAAGAAAAAGAGCUUCAAGCCAGAUUGCUAAACGAAAUAGAGGAACGGGAGAGGUCUCACCAGGAGGUUCACCAGCUGCGAAAGCAGAUUUCCGAACUGGAGAGAAACCUGGAACAUUGCAGACAGGAACUGAAUAGGGCCCUGGCGCAUACGGGACAUCUUGAGGAACAGUGGCAUUCCAGAGAGCAAGAUCUCCUGAUUCACCUUGAGGACAGUAGGUCCCGAGAGAAGAGACUCGAAGACCAGAAGCACAACCUUGAGGUUUGUCUGGUAGACGCCACUCAGCAGAUACAGGAACUGAAGGCUAAAUUAGGAGGUUCCGAAGGUAAAGUGCGGGCCCUUGAGACUCAACUGAGUCAGCUGGAAUCGAACAAGAGAGACGUUGAACAAAAACUCAGCAGCGUGAUAAUGACCUUGAGAAGAAUCGCUGGUGUGCAGUUGGAUGGCACGGUGACCAUGCCGUAUAGAUUGAUGAGUCCAUCGAGGAGAUGGAGCCCGGCAAGAUCUCACGAAGAUGUCAGAGACGGCGUCAUUGACGUUGAUCCCGAGGUGGUGAGGAAAGGAGUGAGAAACUUGAUGCAGCAAGUGGCCCACAUUGAACGAGAAAGGGAUGACUACAAAAAUCAAGUGGACAACGUCAAGAAACAACUGAAAGAAUUAAGCGACAGUCAGUCGAAGGGUGACUCGAAACUUACCAAGCUAACCCAGAACCUAAGAAGCCUUCAAGAAGAAAAAGGAAGCUUGGAGACCAAACUCGGUCAGAAAACCGUAGAGUUACAGUCUCAAACUGAGACCCUGAACAAAAAAACGGCUGAAGUUAAACAAAUGCGAGAAAAAAUAGUAUCAUUGGAACUAUCAGUUGGAAGUGGUCAAGCAGAGAAGCAACAAUAUGAGGAGAAACUAGAGAAAAUGAAAAUAGCUUUAUCUCGCCUGGAGGCAGAAAAAAGAGGUCUCCAGGACGAGCUGAACAGAGUCGAGAACCGUUCUACAAAAUUAGAACUUCAGAGAAUGUCAGCCGAUGGAGAUCUCCAGAGACUUCAGAUGAUGCUGCAAGAAAAAGAAGCGGCUAUACAGAAAUUGCAGGAGAAAUGCGAUUCGCAGAGCAGAGCGAUGGCGAGUCUGGAGGAAAGAUGCAUGUCGUUGAAGUCGACGAUAGAUCAGCUCAAUCUGUCUUUGGAGCGGGCUGCCAGCAGCGAAUCGGAAACCAAGAGCGAAAUACAGAAGUUACAGAGGGAUCUGCUGGAAGCGACGACGAGUUCCCAAACUGGAACUGAAAAGCUCAAGCAGUUCCAGAAAUCGUUAAGUACUUGCGAAAACGAGAGACGUUUGCUCAACGAACGCUUCGAAGUGACCCAACAGAAUCUGGCGGAACUCAGAAGGAACAACCAAAUCCUCCAAGAUCAGGUGUCCAGAUUAAACCAAGAACUGGCGAACAACGAGGUCGUGCGAUCCAGUUUGGAAUCUCAACUGAGACUGGCGCAAUGGCCCACUGAAACCACAGUUGGUGGCAAAGAGGAAGAGGAACUUCACAGACAACUGCAAAUCGUCCAGAAAGAGAGGAACGAGUUCAGAGCAAAAGUAGACAGCCUCACCACUAAGCUGAGGCAUCUGGAGAACGAGAAUCGCAACUUGGAGAGGUGCAGCGCCAAGUCCUUGUCCUCGACGGGAAGGACCAAAUCCUAUGAACAUCCCGAUAAAUAUCAGAUGGACAGUCAGCAUAGCGAGACCGAGAAAGAUAAGCACGAACAGGAGAACAGAGAGUUGAGACUGAAAAUCUCGAGAUUGGAAUCGGAGCUCACUGAGAAAGAGCUGGAGCUGAGCAGGCUGCGAAGUCUGCAGAGGUCGAGUCUGGACGGUAAAUUCGACAGGGCAGAGAUCGAACGGUACAGGGCUGCGCAGUUGCAAGCGGAGAGGUUGUUGGAAGCUAGAGAGCAGAGCCAUAGGCAGCAGGUGGCUAGAUUAGAAAAUCAGGUGAGUUUGCUAAGGGACCAACUGAAUCAAGAAAUCAAACGAAGACAACAGUACGUUUUACGAAGCACGCAAGCUGGAAGAGAGAUGGCCCAAUUGCGCCAAACCUUGGGCGACAGCCUCAAGACUGUUUCUCAAGAUCCCGCCUUGGAUUCCUUGCUGUUGGAGCACGAAACCAAGAGAUUAGAUCAUUCCAUAGCAGCAACCAGUCUACCUCCAUCCUUAGCACUGCCGACCCCUUCUAGCUCCUACCUGAGGUCAUUAACGCCGCAGCCAAAAUAAAUCUAACUCUCAAAUGUGAUAAAUCUAUCCUGACGUGAACAUUUUCAGAAUAGGCAAAAUGUUAUUGGAAUGAGGACCAUGUUAUAGGACUAGGUGGUUUUUUAGGCAGCUCCUGGUGGAAAUUCUCAAGGAUGAUGUUGAUAGUUCGAUAUUGUAAUAGUGUUGUUUGAUCACUGCCAUUUCAGUUGGUUUGCUGGUAGAAACCUAUACUCAUAGAAUGGUUUUUUGUAUUUGGACACGAAAGAGCACCUUCCGAAGUGUUUAGUGUAGUAUUAAUAUGUUAACUACUCCAUAUAUUUCAAUAAGAAUAUUUUUCACUUUUAUAAUUUUCUAAUAUUCGAAGGUAUACUGUGCGUUAGGUUUCAUACAACGAGGAGUAUAUUCAACCUGAAUUGAAGCUCAAUUUUCAUUUAGAAUCGACUUAAAAUGAAUUUUUGUGAUUGAGGAUAUAUACACGAAAGCCAGAGUGGCCUUGUAUAUGAGUUAAUCUGAUUUCAAAAUAUUCCAAUUUGUCUUCUAUUGGUCAUUGAUGAUUUACUAUGGAUAGUUCAUUUGAUGUUUCGGUGUUUGGUUACUUUUUCUUUGUACUAUUUAUCUGUAAAUUUGGUAGCUUCAAUAUAAAUUUUUAGAGAU
Messenger RNA from Coccinella septempunctata (seven-spotted ladybird), 6804 nucleotides. RefSeq names its product rootletin (gene Root). The coding region runs from base 16 to 6171 and encodes 2051 amino acids. The transcript has 25 exons. The record is from RefSeq and is a predicted model, not a curated record. Lineage: Eukaryota; Metazoa; Arthropoda; Insecta; Coleoptera; Coccinellidae.